Sporothrix brasiliensis 5110 is the source of this 624-nucleotide messenger RNA. RefSeq lists its product as uncharacterized. Lineage: Eukaryota; Fungi; Ascomycota; Sordariomycetes; Ophiostomatales; Ophiostomataceae. The transcript has a single exon. The coding region runs from base 1 to 624 and encodes 207 amino acids. Gene Ontology annotation, cellular component: mitochondrion. Gene Ontology annotation, molecular function: carbon-nitrogen ligase activity, with glutamine as amido-N-donor. The record is from RefSeq and is a predicted model, not a curated record.
AUGACGUCCAGACUCAGCAUUGGGCGGCUUACCGCCACCGCGCCCUCCCGGCUGCUCUCCCCAAGUGCCGCAUCACCCCUUGUCGCCUCGGUUACAGCACGGUGCUGCACGCAGCGUCGGACGUACUCGUCGGAAGAGGAUGCCCCGCCACCACCUCUGCUUGCCAAGCUCAGAGGCGACCUCAAGACAGCAAUGAAGGCCAAGGACAAGAACCGCCUGACAGUGCUCCGGGCUAUUAUGGCCGCGACACUCAAUGCGAGCAAGACGGCGAACCCGGUCAACACAAAUGCCAAGGUUGUGGCGCUGCUCCGGAAAACGGCAAAGUCGUCGCAGGACGCUGUGGCUGAGUUCCGUCAGGCCGGCCGGGAGGAUCUAGCCGAGCAGGAAGAGAACCAGAUCAAGAUUCUCGAGGAGUACGCAGACAGCGGCGGCGUCAAGAUCGAUCCGGCCGAGGUUGAGGCGGUGGCCAAGGAGGUCCUGGCCAAGCUGAAGGAGGAGCGCGGCGGAGCUACUGUUAAGGCCGGCGAUGUGAUCAAGAUCCUGGUGGCACCUGGUGGCCCGCUGGACGGCAAGGACGUUGACAGAGCUGAGAUGGCACGGACGGUGAAGAACUUGGUUGCCUAG